This is a messenger RNA of Salvia miltiorrhiza (redroot sage), 1111 nucleotides long. Its product is annotated as nicastrin-like. Bases 429 to 875 code for a protein of 148 amino acids. Gene Ontology annotation, cellular component: membrane. Lineage: Eukaryota; Viridiplantae; Streptophyta; Magnoliopsida; Lamiales; Lamiaceae. The transcript is spliced from 6 exons. The record is from RefSeq and is a predicted model, not a curated record. Gene Ontology annotation, biological process: protein processing.
UACCAGGAAUCUGAAGUUUCUACAUUAAGUUAUUAAUAGCUGCAUGUAAUGCUCUUUAAUGUCCAAAUGGCUAUUUUUCUGUUCAUUUGAGUAUAAAUCUGCAAUUAUUCAGACCCAUACAGUUUCUUCCCUUUCCCUAAAAUAAAUAUUUAUUCAUUAAUAAGACCAAUAUCUUGUUGUAAUAUGGUGGGAUUGUUUAUACUUCAAGUGGAGAAGUACUCCAUGUAUAAUAGCAUUGCAAAUUGGGUCAAGACUUUUGACCAUAUGUUUUUCUUUCCCUGGGGCACAGAGGGGGGGUUAUCUUUCCUUCUUCUUUUUGGUAAUUUUUUUGAAAUGUUUUUAUUGUUUUCAAUCUAAAUCUCAAUGAUUUUUGCACAGCUUCAGGAGAGACAAACUCAUUUGAGUCAGUUCCUGAUCUUGAAAAGUCCAUGUACACAGAAAUUGAUGGAUUUCCUUGUGUCCGUCUACUCAACCUUUCAGGGGAAAUUGGUUGCUCAAAUCCUGCACGUGAGAAAGUUGUCGCACCAAUUGUUAGAUUUAAGAAUUCAAAGGAGUUGACUGGACCAGCAGCAGUCCUGGUCUCUUUAGAUGAAUUUGAAAGCGUGCUGUCAAGAGUAUCAAAAGACUUAGAUUUUGCUAGUAAAGUGGCCGGCAUAUUUGUUGAAUCAAGAAGUCAGGUUCAAAAUGGUUUAAAGGGAUUUUCUCCAGAUGUCAAAUUUCCACAGGCAGAAUUUGCUCCAUAUACAAGCAACAAUUUUCAGUGGAAUCCAGCUGGAUCUGGAAUCAUAUGGAAGGCUUAUAAUUUUCCAGUGAUUUUGCUCUCUGAGACCAGCACAUCUAUCUUGCAACAGGUAUUUGGGAUUCAAAAUAUAUAAUAUCUUACCAUGUUUUUGUUUAGAAAAAAAGUUAUCCCUCCCACAGAAGAAGAAGAAGAAGAGAAAUUGAUAUUGCAGAAGAUCCCACUUCAGAAAAUGAUGGUGGAGAUAAUGGCAAAAUGUGGUUUAAAGAAUAUGAGUAAUGAUGUGGAGCGAUGCUUGUCCUUGGUAAGAUUCUGAUAUCUGCAUUAUGCUGUAAAUGUGAAUUUCCUAUAUUUUAAUCUAAUCACCAUGCG